This is a messenger RNA of Aspergillus aculeatinus CBS 121060, 780 nucleotides long. Its product is annotated as S-adenosyl-L-methionine-dependent methyltransferase. The record is from RefSeq and is a predicted model, not a curated record. NCBI's taxonomy places the organism in Eukaryota, Fungi, Ascomycota, Eurotiomycetes, Eurotiales, Aspergillaceae. The transcript has 2 exons. Gene Ontology annotation, molecular function: O-methyltransferase activity. The annotation marks the transcript as partial.
GAGACCGCGACGUUGAUGACGGCGCUCCCCGACUUCCUCGAGACCCACAAAUGGCAGAACCCCGUCGAUGCGCAGCCCACCCUGUUCGGAUUCGCCCACCAAACCGACCAGACCAUGUUCGAGUGGCUGGAGUCGCAGCCCGAGCAGCGCGCCAUCUUCGCCGCCUUCCAAUCCAGCACCGCCGCCCUCGCCGUGUGCCAGCUGCAGCCCUUCCUCCGCAGUCUGCUCACUGCGCCCCCGGAGGAUCCUUCGAAUGAUAAAACCAGAGAAGUCACGCUCGUCGACGUCGGAGGCGGCCGAGGUGCCGUGCUCCGCCAAGUCAGCGACGAGCUGGAUCCCCCGCCGCGCGGUCGCAUCGUGCUGCAGGACCUGCCCCAGGUCUUGGAGGGGGUGGACGGGGGCCACCGCGUCGAGGUGAUGCCCUACAGCUUUCUCCAGCCCCAGCCCGUUCACGGAGCCCGAACCUACCUCUUCCGUCACAUCUUCCACAAUUGGAGCGACGGGGUGGUCGCGACCAUUCUGCAGAACACCGUGGCAGCGAUGGCUCCGUCCUCGCGGCUGGUCAUUGUCGACCUGGUGCUCCCGGACGGAGGAGGCGCGUCCCCCUACGCGGCGUUUUUGGAUAUGAGCAUGAUGGCAUUUGGAGGCAUGGAGCGCACCGAGGCGCAGUGGCGGAGGAUAUUGGGGCGAGCCGGGCUGCAGGUGCGCCGCAUUGAGCCGUUGGAUGCGCUGACCCCGGGGUCGGACCAGGUCAUUGAGGCGGUGCUAGCUUGAUGAAUG